Penicillium olsonii is the source of this 7692-nucleotide messenger RNA. The record is from the annotation of a GenBank genome assembly. NCBI's taxonomy places the organism in Eukaryota, Fungi, Ascomycota, Eurotiomycetes, Eurotiales, Aspergillaceae.
AUGUCAAAUCAAGACCAGAAACUACAUCCAUUGGCAGUCGUUGGCUUGUCACUGAAGUUCCCACAAGAUGCAGUUUCCCCAGAGGCUUUUUGGGACAUGUUAGUCGAGGGAAGAUGUGCUUCAACAGAGUUUCCAUCAGAUCGAUUGAAUAUCGACUCAUUUUACAAUCCCGACACAAGCCGCCUUGACACUUUAUCCCAGCGUGGCGGUCAUUUCAUGACCGAAGACCUUGGUCUUUUUGAUGCUCCAUUCUUCUCCAUAACGGCUGCAGAAGCCGAAGCCAUGGAUCCUCAGCAACGACUGGUAUUGGAGGCGGCCUAUCGAGCAUUAGAGAAUGCCGGUUUGACCAUGGAGAAGAUUGCGAAAUCAAAAACCUGUGUCUUCGCCGGCUCGACUGGUCAUGAUUACCUGAUGUGCGAUGUAAAGGACCCUCAAUCUCUUCAGAAAUGGGACAUUGCGGGAACAACCUCGAACAUGAUACCCAACCGGGUCAGUUGGUUUUUUGACCUCGUUGGUCCGAGUGCUGCCAUUGACACAGCUUGCUCAAGUAGCUUGAUGGCUCUUGACAUGGCUUGCCAAUCAAUCUGGAGCGGUGAUUCUAGCAUGGGACUGGCAGUUGGAAGCAACAUCCUUUUAUCCCUCGAGACAACACUAAUGAUGGACAACUUGGGUCUUCUUUCCAAAGAUAGUCGAUGUAACAGCUUCGAUUCGAACAGCAGUGGGUACGCACGCGGUGAAGGUGUUGGCGUUGUUGUCAUCAAGCCUUUGCAAGAUGCAUUGCGUGAUGGAGAUACAAUCAGAUCUGUCAUCCGAGCUUCUGCUUCAAAUCAAGACGGCCGAACACCCGGUAUCACACAGCCAAGCGCUGAAAUGCAAGCUCGAUUGAUCCGAGAUACAUACCGCAAAGCGGGACUGGAUAUGAAGGACACACGCUAUUUCGAGGCACAUGGAACAGGAACUGCCGUCGGAGACCCAAUCGAGAUCAAAGGAAUCGGGUCCGUAUUUCGACAGCAUCGUUCUAAAGACGAUCCUUUGUACAUUGGCUCUGUGAAGUCCAACAUUGGACAUUUGGAAGGGGGUAGUGGUGUCGCUGGUGUUAUCAAAACGGUGCUGGCAUUGGAAAAGGGCAUCAUUCCUCCCAAUAGCACGAAUUUGCAAAAUAUCAACCCCAGAAUAGAUGAUCAAUUCUUUAACAUGAAAUUCCCGCAAGCUCCCCUGCCAUGGCCGUCUGAGGGACUUAGGCGGGCAUCGGUCAGCUCUUUUGGAUAUGGAGGUUCCAACACGCAUAUUGUGUUUGAUGACGCAUACCAUUAUCUCAGGGACAAUGGUCUAACUGGUAAUCACAACACAAUGAUCCCGGACCAGUCCACCAUGUGCAAAGACCACGGGGCGACCGAUGUGCAGGAUACUGAAUCCGGAGAGCCAGGCUGGGUAUCAAUUCAAACGAGUCCAGAAAAGUCUCCCAAGCUUCUCGUUUGGUCUGUCGCAGAUGAGAAAGGUGUUUCCCGACUUCAGGAGACAUGGAAAACCCAUAAGCUAGAUGAUCAACAGGCUGGCUUUGUGGAUCAUUUGGCGUAUACUCUGGCAUCCAGAAGAACUCUUCUUCCAUGGCGAACAUUUGCAAUUUGCAACCCAUCAGAUAGCUGGGCCACGACUGUGAAUAAACUUUCCGCCGCCUCACAAGCUCGUCUUUCGCUGACCAUGGCAAUGAUCUUCUCUGGCCAAGGAGCGCAGUGGUUUGCAAUGGGCCGUCAACUCUUGGACGUCUACCCAGCCUUUUCCGAGAGCAUCGAAGAAGCGGGCGAGUAUCUUCAUUCGCUGGGGUGUGAAUGGACCCCAAUCGAUGAAUUGAACCGUAGCGAAUCCACUUCCAAUGUGAACAAAACCGAAUACAGCCAAAUUCUCUGCACCAUCGUCCAGGUUGCAUUGGUCGAUUUGCUUCGUUUCUUAAACAUUGUGCCCAAGGCGGUGCUUGGCCAUUCAUCUGGAGAGGUCGCAGCUGCGUACUGUGCUCGCGGUAUUGAUCGCAAGUCAGCUUGGAAAGUGUCAUAUUACCGAGGCAACAUGAGCAGCACGUUGGAGAAUACAAGCGAGUUCAAGGGCUCCAUGCUUGCGGUAGCCCUGUCAGAGAAAGAGGCAAACUCUUAUAUCGAGAUGGCCGGGAAGCAAUUUGACAACCCCAAGCUGAGUGUGGGGUGUAUCAACAGCCCAAAGAGUGUAACUAUCACUGGAGAGGUAGUUCAGCUCGACGCUCUCAAGGUCUUACUCGACCGCGACAGCGUAUUUUGCCGCAAGCUCAAGGUCAACCUAGCUUAUCAUUCCACUCAAAUGAGGGAGAUUGCAGAUCAAUACCUUGAGGCCUUGGGGGAGCUUCAGAAUGACUAUUCUGGGCAUAAGGACUGCCCAGAGAUGGUGUCCUCAGUGACAGGCAAUUGGAUCGAGCGGGGAGGAACUGCCAAGGCUUCUCAUUGGGUCAACAACAUGAUCUCUCCCGUUCGCUUCUCGGACGGACUCGCUGUUCUCUGUGCAAGUUCAAGCUCAAACUCUCACAAGAAACUGGACGGCAGUCAUCGCAGGUCCAAGCCAAUAGAUCACAUCGUUGAGAUCGGCCCACACUCUGUCCUGCAGGGUGCCUGCAAAGAUGUGCUCAAGGGUUUGCAGAACGAAAAGGCAACUGAGUACUUCUCAAUUUUGGUGCGCAAUAUAUCCGCCGUGGACACUGCAUUCUCGCUGUUUGGAAACUUGUUUGCCGCGGGUACUUUCAAGUGCUUGUCUGAUCUUCCAGCUUAUCCAUUCAACCACGACGUGCGUUAUUGGCAUGAAAGCAGUCUCAGCAAGAAUCAUCGGCUCCGUAAAGUCGGGCGAAAUGAUCUGCUCGGAGUUCCCGACCCGAGCUGCAACCCCUUCGAGAGAAAAUGGAGGCACUUCAUGAGAGUAUCCGAAAUGCCUUGGAUAAAGGAUCACCAGAUUGACAAUUCGAUUCUGUACCCUGGGGCCGGCAUGGUGGUGAUGGCCAUUGAGGCUGCCAAGCAAAUUGCAGAGCCAGGUAGAACAGUCGAAGCAUUCAAUGCGCAAGAGAUCAAGUUUCAUGCUGCUAUGAGAGUCCCUCUUGGCUCUCACGGGCUUGAGACGAACUUAUACCUUCGUUCCGUCAAAGGCAUGGAGUCCAAGUCAUCGGCUUGGUCUGAGUUCCGCAUCUGCACAUAUGAUAAUGAGGUAUGGACUGAGAACUGCACCGGCAUGAUCCAGACAGUGUAUGCUGCAAAUGAGACAGUCCCCACGAUCGAGCAGCGAGACAAAGACGAGAUAUUGAACAACAAAUUGGAAGCCUAUACGACUGCAGCUGCGGCUUGCACAUUGCCAGUCGAUAGUUCAUCUUUGUAUGAACGUUUGCAAAUGUCAGGCUAUGGGUAUGGAGACGCCUUCCAGCUGGUCAAGAAAGUGUCCUUCAGUCCCCAGCAAUCACAUGUAGUGGCUGAUGUGCAGCAAUUCUCAUCCGCGGUGGGAGAAGCCAUCCAUCCAACGACCCUGGAUGCUAUCCUGCAAACCUCCAUCUGGACAACAGUCAGCCCUGACGCAGACUUCAUUCCCACCGCUAUCCCAACAUCUGUUGACAGUCUGUGGGUGUCCAGCCGACUCCUUGCCAAAUCAUCGUCAGCUUCCUUGAAGACGCACGCCACUCGAAACAAAGAGUCCAUGUUCCUCGGUGCCUCUUUUGAGAUCACUGUAUUUGAUGAGAGCCUGAAGGAGGUUCUUGUCUCGGUGCAAGGACUAGGAACAAAUGUCGUGAGCGAAAUGGAAGGCCCACAAGAUCGGAUGGCCGGACCUGAAGAUAUAUGUCACCACAUGGAAUGGAAACCUGAACACCGAUUGGUUUCCAAUGAGAAUCUCAUGAAAUUGUGCAAAAAUACUGAUGUAUGUGAGCCUUUUGGUCUGGAGGAUGAAUCCAAAGACUUGGCCUUGCUUUUCAUGUCACGCAUCGAAGAGGUGCUUCGGGCUCUUUCUUCGCACGGGAUCACUCCCUCAAAACCACAUCUUCAAAGAUAUGUGAAUUGGAUGAAACAACAACACACAUUGCUCGCGGAAGGCCAUCUCUGGCUUUCAGAUGACAUUUGGAAAGCUCGGCUCGCUGAUGUGAACUAUAUUCGUGAUAUCGAAACCCGUUUGUCGAAUCGAAACAGUCGCAGCUCUCUUUACACCACGGUUGCUGGCGACCUAUUCGGGAUAUUAAGUGGCGCAGUUGAUCCUCCGGAAACCUUCAAUGGAGCUGGCAAGAUGAGGGACCUUUACCAUGAAGAGCUCGGCGAAUCCCAGUGCAUCAAGCAAUUUGGUUCCUACAUCGAUCUGCUAACCCAUUCCAAUCCAAGGAUGAAAAUCAUCGAGAUUGGAGCGGACUCUGGAUCUAUGACCGAUGUCAUGAUUCGACUGCUCGGGGGUGCGGAGGAAGGGGCCGACCGGAAGUACGCUCACUGGGACUACACCAACAGCUCAAACUCGGUCUUUGCUAGCGCGGAGAACCAAUUCGCCUCGGAAGCUAGCAGCAUGAGCUUCAAGCAGCUCAAUAUUGAGAAGGAUCCCCAAGCUCAAGGCUUCGAUUGUGGAACCUACGACGUAGUCGUUGCUGGUCUGGCACUUCACGCUGCCUCUGAUCUUAGGAAGGCCCUGUGUAAUGCGCGAAAGCUUCUGAAUCCAGGAGGCAAGCUCAUGAUGUAUGAGAUCCUCACAGGUGGAUUCCGUUCGACAUUUGUAUAUGGUCUUUUCGAGGGCUGGUGGUCAAGUUCCGAAUCACAUGGUACAGCAGAGCCCUGUGUCGACAAGCGGCAAUGGAACAAGCUGCUCAUUGAAACUGGAUUCUCGGGUCUGGAUUUGGUCUUCCCAGACUUCGAAGAUUCCAUCUCCCAUGAGUGCGGUAUGAUAGUAUCAACGGCAGUUGAAGAGUCGUCGACAGAUCCCCAAGGGCUGGAAUUCGAGAUCAUCUACAACCAAGCCGAGCCUGCACAGCAGGAACUAACAGAUCGCAUUGUUGAAGACCUGAAAUCUCUCUCCAUGAGCUCCGUCCGCUGCUCCUCUGUACAGGGGGCUGUCGAAUAUCAGCCCAGUGGUCCACUGUUCAGGAUUGUUCUUCUAGAACUGCAAACCCCUGUUUUGAGCGAGAUCGAGCCUGAGCUAUUCGGUCAGCUUCAGACCCUGCUUUCCACGACUAACCAGAUGCUGUGGAUCAAUCAAGGCGGUGGUAAAUUCCCAGAGCACCCCCAUUCGCGCCUUGUGGAGGGGAUGCUUCGUGUUUUGAAAACGGAGAACAGCACGCGACAACACCACUUAUUGUCUCUCGAGCCGCAUGACUCGCUCACGAGAGGUCAACUAGAUCACAUCAUGACCCUCGUCAAGUUUUUGGUGUCACCAGCUGGCAAAACCCCUGAUAUGGAAUACCUUGAACACGAGGGAUACUUGAACGUUCCUCGCAUACUUCCAUCCAGGCAGUUGAAUCAGGAUAUCUCACUUAUGGCCAGGUCACAUUGUUCCACGGUCCAGGAAUUCAGCUGCGGUGUCCCGUUGACUUUGAAUGCCGCAUCGCCCGGCUUACUGGACGGAUUUGAAUUCAUCGAGGAUCAGAGCGCACAUCUUCCUCUUGAGGCAGACGAGGUCGAAGUCGAGGUCAAGUGCGCUGGUAUCAAUUUCCGCGACGUUUUAAUUGCGGUGGGCCAAUUGAAAGCCAGUCAUACAGGAUCUGAGUGGUCCGGGAUCGUCAGUCGGGUCGGUGGCGCCUGCAGCAAAUUCCAAGUUGGGGACUCUGUCGUUGGCUUGCAGAAUGGCUGCUUCUCCACCUUGACUCGUAUGCGAGAAAGCGGAUCGAUCGUCAAGAUCCCUCCUGGAAUCUCGUUCCCAGAUGCUGCCGCUGUGUCGGUCAAUUUCGCUACUUCGUGGAUCGCACUGCACAAUGUAGCUCGCAUCCAGUCAGGUGAAACGGUCUUGAUUCAUUCUGCUUCUGGGGGCACCGGACAAGCAGCAAUUCAAAUUGCGAAAAAUGCAGGUGCGACUGUUUUUGCCACAGUUGGCUCUGAGAGCAAGAAAAAGCUUUUGAUAGAUGUUUAUGAUAUCCCUGAAUCGCACAUCUUCUCUAGCAGAACCACAGUGUUUUCGAAGAUGAUCAAACUCCGAACAGGAGGAAAGGGAGUCGACGUCAUUCUCAACUCAUUGGCAGGGGAGAGUCUGUUCGCAUCAUGGAAGUGCAUUGCUCCCUAUGGUCGAUUCAUAGAAAUCGGGAAGAGAGACAUUCUCACGAACCAGAGAUUGCCCAUGCUCAAGUUCUUGGACAAUGUUGCCUUCAGUGGUGUUGAUCUAGCGGUCAUGGCUGUAGAACGGCCAGAAAUAUGCAGCGCCGCCCUCAAGACAGUCUUUGGUUUGAUCCAAGAAGGUAAACUUCACCCAUCUCAACCGAUCAGCGUAUAUGGUGUCGGUGAAAUGGAGAAGGCGUUCCGUAUCAUGCAGGCCGGUCAGCAUGUUGGCAAGAUGGUGCUGGAGAUGCGUGCCCACGAUGAGGUGAAGAACGUCUUGAGAACCCGUCCCGCGUAUUCCCUUGACUCGAAUUCAACAUUUGUGGUGUCUGGCGGUCUAGGGGGCAUUGGAAAGAACAUCAUCUGUUGGCUCGCAGAUCGAGGAGCUCGCCAUCUGCUCGUUUUAUCGCGCUCAGGUGGGCAAACAGAAAAAGCCCGAGGUGUCAUCCAAUCCCUUGAAGAAAGAGGCGUGCAAGUACUGGCCCCUAUGUGUGAUGUUUCAGACAGGGCAUCGGUGGAGAAUGCCUUGCGUGGAUCCCGCUCCUCCAUGCCACCGAUCAAAGGAUGUAUUCAAGCAGCCAUGGUUCUGAGGGACGCUGUCUUCGAGGGUAUCUCCCAUCAAACCUGGAUUGAAUCUCUCAAUCCCAAGGUUCAAGGCUCCUGGAACUUACACGAGCUCCUGCCGCGGGGUAUGGACUUUUUCAUCAUGCUGUCUUCCAUCGCGGGUAUUCUGGGAACCACUGGGCAGGCCAAUUAUGCGGCUGGCAAUACUUUCCAAGAUGGACUGGCUCGGCAUCGUGUGGGACUGGGAGAGAAGGCGACUUCAUUGAACCUAGGAGUGAUUGAUUUCGCCGGCGCUGUGGUAGAGGACUCCCGGUUGUAUGAGAUGUGGAUUGAGAAGAGUGAGCUUCCCCCUGUGACGGAGGCACACUUCCACGGUCUGCUUUCCACCUACUGUGAUCCUCGUAUCAGCCAUUCCACCUCCCUGGAUUGUCAAAUCGUUGUCGGGUUGUCGUCAGAGGCAGUCUCCAGCAACCAUGAAUGGAGAAGUGAGCCGCUUGUUGGGCACCUGGUCCUGAGCGAGAAUCAGAGUGGUGGUCAUAACACACAGUCUAGCAGCAGAGGAGCAAGCUCACUACUGCAAGCGAAGUCAUUGGCAGAAGCCAACACAGUUGUCACGGAGCUCUUUGCACAGAAGCUUUCGGCUGCUCUGGGUAUCGCGAGCGGAGAUAUCGAUGCCAACAAACCGUUGCACCAAUACGGAGUGGACUCACUUGUCGCGGUGGAGCUGCGCGGAUGGCUUUCCAAGGAGAUCCAGGCGGAUCUGGGUGUCUUUGAGAUUAUCGGAGGAGCAACAAUGACCUCUGUGGCACAAAGUGCUGCGAGAAAGAGCAAGCUGGUGAAGAUCGCAGAAUAG